Molecule: messenger RNA, 351 nt
Organism: Diversispora eburnea
Lineage: Eukaryota; Fungi; Glomeromycota; Glomeromycetes; Diversisporales; Diversisporaceae
Source: the annotation of a GenBank genome assembly
AAGCCCAAUUACCCUUACACUUGGAAUUAUUUUCAGAAAGUUCAAUAGAAAUCCCUUACGAGGAAUCCCUAAACAGACGUAUCGCUCAAAUAAUAGGAACCUUUACAGACGCACUAAUAUUAGCCAAAGACAAUAUUGGAACGAUUCAGCAAGUACAAGAGGAAUGUUCCAGAAAAAUUGAGAAAGCUUCCAUCUUUAAGGAAGGUGAUUUAGUAAUAUUGUAUGACGUCGCUAAACAAAAUGUCCAUGGUGAAAAGUUUACCUUACGAUGGACAGGACCUUAUUACAUCCAUAAGAAAAUUGGUGAUAAGACUGUAAUACUCAGAGAUAAAGCUGAUCCUGAUAAAUUAA